AUGUAUGGAUACAGAAUUUCGCUGAUGCGUGAUGAGCAGGGCAAGCUCGCGGAGCUGUCGGCGGACGAACAAAGCAAGCUGUUGAGAGACGCGGACGGCAUCGUGACGCUGCCGAAGCAGCUGUGGAGCGUGUUCAAGGAGCACGGCGACGGCGAGUUCCUGUGCAAGGUGGGGUGGGUUCUGGGCGGCGGCGGCGCGGUGACGUCGCGGUACGUUCUGUGCAAGGACGGAGACGUCAAGGCAAGUGUUUCGGACCUUCAGCAAUCAGCACAGGUGUGCGCAGCUCCAGCCUUAUUUCGCCGGAGAUUCAGAGACUAAUUUGCAGCGCUCGCUGCUGCCUACGAGUCUCAGGUUUCGUUGGGCACUUGACUUGAGCCGUCAGCUCCAUCCAGGUUUGAUCAGAUAUUCAGAUUCUAUGUAGAAUAGAUCAAUAGAAUGGGCACUCAUACUGCAACAAACAUAGUGGCUCAGAGCGCUGCUCUUUUUGUCAUACAACAAACAUACUCUCAUACAGUAGAAUGGGCGCUCGUACUGUCA
Messenger RNA from Phragmites australis (common reed), 537 nucleotides. RefSeq lists its product as uncharacterized. NCBI's taxonomy places the organism in Eukaryota, Viridiplantae, Streptophyta, Magnoliopsida, Poales, Poaceae. The coding region runs from base 1 to 318 and encodes 105 amino acids. The record is from RefSeq and is a predicted model, not a curated record. The transcript has a single exon.